CAAGGCCGGUCAAGCAAGUCCCUCCGUCCCGGCCCGCGCGACACCGAGCCCUCCAUGCCUGCGGGCGGACAGAGGCGGGGCCUCCCCCAGGGCAGCCACCUCUGCUGGUUGCUCUGCGUUUUCACCUUAAAGCUCUGCCAAGCCGAGGCUCCUGUGCGGGCGGAGCAGCUGUCAGUGAGCACCUCAAAUUUGCCGUGCUGGCUGGUGGAAGAAUUUGUGGUGGCGGAAGAAUGUGCUCAAUGUUCUAAUUUCCAGGCUAAAACCACCCCUGAAUGUGGUUCCACAGGGUAUGUGGAGAAAAUCACAUGCAGCUCAUCUAAGAGGAGUGAAUUCAAAAGCUGCCGCUCAGCUCUGAUGGAACAACACUUAUUCUGGAAAUUUGAAGGGGCCAUUGUGGGUGUGGCCUUGGUCUUCGCUUGCCUUGUCAUCGUUCGUCAGCGACAGCUGGACAGAAAAGCUCUGGAAAAGGUCCGGAAGCAAAUCGAGUCCAUAUAGCUACCUUCCACUCUUUGAUAGAGGUCUUAGGGAUUGUACCUCGAACACAGACAGUAGAAUGAACGGACUUGUACCCUUCAUUCUUGGGAAGUUGUGGUGGCACCUCCUUCUCUGUCUCUUGUCUAGAUCAUUAACGAGCAAAGUAUAGAAUAGUUUUCUUCUCUAUUAUAAUUUGGUUUGGGACAGGAAGUUCUGGUGGCAGAAAUGGAAUAGCAACUUUAGGCCCCAGUUUACCAACUACCUAUCUUCCCCUUUUUCUGGUACUUAUUUAAAAUUUUCAGGAUAUAAUUUCAGCAAAAAAGUUUUAUUUCUCAGCCAAAACCUCUGUUUCCCCCAACCCUAACCCCAAAGAAAAAAUAAAAUUGCAGAUGUGUAACAAAA
Mirounga angustirostris (Northern elephant seal) is the source of this 876-nucleotide messenger RNA. RefSeq names its product jumping translocation breakpoint (gene JTB). Bases 55 to 495 code for a protein of 146 amino acids. The record is from RefSeq and is a predicted model, not a curated record. Lineage: Eukaryota; Metazoa; Chordata; Mammalia; Carnivora; Phocidae. Gene Ontology annotation, biological process: mitotic cytokinesis. The transcript is spliced from 5 exons. Gene Ontology annotation, cellular component: midbody; cytoplasm; spindle.